CCGCAGCCAGCAGGUGUCCAUUGCCCGGCACCCCUAGCUGCCACUGCAGCAGUCACGGUGGCUCGGUCCAUGCCGUGCCCCUCAGACCGUGCUGGCGAGGCUGAGCCUGAGACCUCUGAGUCUCGACCCGUAGGAGAGCAGGGACCAAGUCUCACCAGUGGGGAGGAUCAUGUUGCGUCGCAAGCCCUCCAACGCCGGCGAGAAGGAGCCCACCCAGAAGAAAAAGCUCUCCCUUCAGCGCUCCAGCAGCUUCAAAGAUUUUGCCAAAUCCAAACCUAGCUCCCCCGUGGUGAGCGAGAAGGAAUUUAAUCUGGAUGAUAAUAUCCCAGAAGAUGACUCAGCUGUUCCCACUGCAGAGGAUGCCGGGAAGAGUGGCAAAAAGCUGGGGAAGAAGUGGAGGGCAGUGAUUUCCCGCACCAUGAACAGAAAAAUGGGCAAGAUGAUGGUAAAGGCCCUGUCGGAGGAAAUGGCAGACACUUUGGAAGAAGGCUCAGCCUCCCCGACAUCUCCAGACUGCAGCCUGGACAGCCCCGGCCCUGACAAGAUGGCGCUGACCUUUUCUGAGCAGGAGGAGCGUGAACUUCCGACACUCAGCCGGCAGACAUCAACAAGCAGCGAGCUCUGUAGCCCUGGCCCAGGUUCUGGCAGCUUCGGGGAGGAAGCACCUGCCCUCCCGUAUGCAGGGCCCUUCUGUGGCCGGGCAAGAGUCCACACCGACUUCACUCCCAGCCCCUAUGACCACGAUUCGCUGAAACUUCAGAAAGGAGAUGUGAUCCAGAUAAUCGAAAAGCCGCCCGUGGGCACAUGGCUGGGCCUGCUCAAUGGCAAGCAGGGCACAUUCAAGUUCAUCUAUGUGGAUGUGCUGCCUGAGGAGGCAGUGGGACCUGCCCGUCCGAGCCGCCGACAGAGCAAGGGCAAGAGGCCCAAGCCCAAGACUCUGCAUGAGCUGCUGGAGCGCAUCGGCCUGGAGGAGCACACAUCCACCCUGCUGCUCAAUGGCUACCAGACGCUGGAGGACUUCAAAGAGUUACGGGAAACACACCUGAACGAACUCAACAUCACAGACCCACAGCACAGAGCCAAGCUGCUCACGGCCGCCGAGCUGCUGCUGGACUAUGACACGGCUGGCAGCGAGGAGGCGGAGGAGGGCGUCGAGAGCAGCCAGGAACUAGUGGCGCACACAGUGUCGGAACCCAAGGUGGACAUUCCACGUGACUCAGGCUGCUUUGAGGGUUCAGAGAGCGGACGCGAUGAGGUGGACCUGGCAGGCACAGAGGAACAGCUGCAUGGCCUCUCCCUGGCCGGGGCACCUUGAGGUGGUAGUGACACAAGCUGAGGCUGGGCUGAGCUACAAAGACUGUGGGCUGUGGACCCGGCCUCCGCGGUGGCUCCCAGGGUCCCCAGAGGACUGAUGUCAGGACUAGCGCUUUCUCCCCCAGGAGUGCUUAGGCUUGUAGCCCAGUGGACCCCUACAAAGCUUGGCUGGAGUGGCCAAGGGGCCACCCAAGAGAACAUCCGAUCCGCCCAAACUCCUCUCUGCAGCAGCGACUGACAGCACAGCCCUUUCCCAGCAGUGCCUUUCCAGGAUCAAGGUCCCUCUAAGCAGGGCACUGAGGAAACCCGCCCCUAUCUCCCAGCACCAGGGCUCCCAAAUCCUCCUCACUUCCCCACCCCUCUCUCCCUGUGGUACACUCCUAAGCAGGGGUCAAAGCAGUCAGGAAACCUUAGGAAAGCUGCCCAUUUAAAAGGACCCACCAAGAUCAUGAUCAUGGGCAAAUCCUGAUAUCCCUAAAGAAAGCUCAAAGAAUGACAUAGGUGCCAUUUCUGCCUUUUUCUUCCUUAAUUUUCUUACUGGUUUGGCUACUACAUUGUUGUGAGCCUUGCACCACAGCCUCACCUCCUGUAACUUAGGGUUGGUUGGGGGUUACAAUGGACAGUCACCGAGGGCCUUGCCAGCCCUGACACCCUGACAUUAAAUGUCCAUCCUGCUCUUACUUGUGACCUGGAACAUCAGUGCAGCUUCUUAAGGGCACUGGAGCGGGUCUCAGACUUCCAAAUGAAGCAGCCCCUCCUCUUCGUCCGUUUCAUCUCUUAACUUCAUUUCAUCUCACUGUAGCCCAGCUGCAACUUCCGCAGCUUCAAAUAAUGCUCUUACCUCGCACAACAUGUUUCCUCCCCUUCCAUUUUUGGGGCCACUCAAGAGGACUUCCUGUAAGGCUGAAGGCAGAAGGUCUGAUCAGGCACCCAAGGCCAGAAUCAUCACUCAGAAGUCAGAUGCAGAUCCAGACCUAAACUUGGCCACUUGCAAGGCUCCUCAGCAGCAAAGAAAGCAGUCAUCUUGACACCGUAGAGUCCACUAUCCCCAACUUGGCUUUGCUAAAGCUUUUGGAGCACCUUGAGUCAGGGAAAGAGGGUAUCUGUCAGUGGGAGGUUUCCUUUACCCCAGUACCAAGUCUGUGCCCUGAGUCAUAAGUUGCCUUGUCCUGGUGCCCGACUAUCCUGAGAUAAACAGUGCCCACUACAUCUAGGACUGCCUGCUAAGUGGACACACUUCUUACCUAUUACCAGAAUUUGGGUAAAAGCUAGCUUUGGCAAAGGGAGUUGUGUGUAAAUAGGAGGGGGAGGGGGUAAGAAGGUGAUGGAGUUGGUAGCAAUAAACUUUAGUAGAACUGAA
Molecule: messenger RNA, 2674 nt
Organism: Ochotona curzoniae (black-lipped pika)
Lineage: Eukaryota; Metazoa; Chordata; Mammalia; Lagomorpha; Ochotonidae
Gene: SASH3
Product: SAM and SH3 domain containing 3
Exons: 9
Coding region: 170-1315 (381 amino acids)
Biological process (GO): positive regulation of immunoglobulin production; positive regulation of adaptive immune response; positive regulation of B cell proliferation
Cellular component (GO): cytoplasm; nucleus
Molecular function (GO): protein binding
Source: RefSeq, a predicted model, not a curated record